Mesorhabditis belari is the source of this 771-nucleotide messenger RNA. NCBI's taxonomy places the organism in Eukaryota, Metazoa, Nematoda, Chromadorea, Rhabditida, Rhabditidae. The record is from the annotation of a GenBank genome assembly.
AUGGCACUUCCAUUGUUGGCGGCAACGUAUUCCGCUAAUCCGCAGCCAUGUUUGAAAAAUCAGCUCUCCACAACUUAUUUCUACAACAGUACCCUCGUCGCAUGUGAUCACUACAAUAAAAGUGAUUUCUGUUAUUCGUAUACGGCUUUCGAUCUCAGCCGAAAAGCGAUAAUGAUCGCUUUUCGCGGCACAAGCGGAAACUUUGAGACAGUCGCCGAGAUAUUGGGAAUGUUAAAGAAAAAAGACAACUUUUUGAAUAUCGGCUUAAUUUAUGACUAUUUCUUCAAUGGAUUCUUCUUUUUGUGGCGCGCUGGCUUGGAGGCGCAAGUGAUGACGCUGAGAAAAGUCUACCCAACGUACGACGUCUAUAUCGUCGGGCAUUCACUUGGCGGAUCGUUGGCGUCUCUUUGCGCCGCGUAUCUCGUCAAACAGGGGCUUUUCGAACCGGAAAAGAUAAAAAUGAUGACAUUCGGGCAGCCGAGGACAGGCGAUGUGAGAUACGCGGAGUGGCAUGACGCCAAUAUUCCCUUCUCCUACCGUGUGGUCCACCACCUCGAUCCAAUUCCUCACAUUCCGCCACAAGAAGUCGAUCUGAUGCAUCAUCGUUUCGAAAUUUGGUACGACAAUGCGAUGACUACCGCCAACUACACAAUUUGCCCCUAUGGUGAUUUGAUCGGUCAAUGCGCGAACAGCAAGAUCAUGUGGCAAUUCGAUGACCACACGCACUACUACAAUACGGCGGUGAGCGAUUGGUGGAAAACGGAUUGCAAA